AUGACUUGUAAGAAGGAAUCCCGGAAGGAGAGAAGAGAUAAGAGUAAAUGGAGUGGAGGCUGGAGAGACGAUGACGGAAGCGGGAGGGUCACACUAACCCCCUUUGGGCGAUGGACUCAUGACAUGGGCAGGGGAAGUGCUUUGGGCUGGUGCCUGGGCGUGGUGAAGCGCCAUGAUCGGACUGGUCGGAAGACACCCCUCCCGGCGUGCCUGGCGGCUGCAGGAUAG
Messenger RNA from Penicillium digitatum Pd1, 228 nucleotides. The record is from RefSeq and is a predicted model, not a curated record. NCBI's taxonomy places the organism in Eukaryota, Fungi, Ascomycota, Eurotiomycetes, Eurotiales, Aspergillaceae.